AUGUCAAGCACGUUAGAAAAUAAAAUAUUAAAUUUACAGGAGCGUCUCAAAGCUGAAAAAGAGUCAAGGGAUAGAGACAGACAGAUGAAUGAUAUUCAACCAGGAACGGCUUUCCAGCCGUCAUCCUCAGCUCCAACGUCUUCUCCGAUCGUUAGAAGACCUCGGCAGCUUGGAGAUGUUGGAACACCAACCAGACCUAGAAGGCAAUUAGACUUGCCAAUACAGAUAGUGCCUCCAAAGACGUGUGACAGCGAGUUUGAAUCCAAACUUCAGGAGAUAAUGAAGAUGAAUGGUAUUCUUACUAUAAAUGGUCAAAAAUAUCAGACUGAAAUGAAGGAUUUAGAACAUUUGGGUGAACUUGGUAAUGGUACGUGCGGCCAUGUCGUAAAAAUGAGACAUAAACCUAGUGGAGUAGUAAUCGCAGUUAAACAAAUGAGACGUUCUGGCAAUGCCGAAGAAAAUAAAAGGAUAAUUAUGGAUCUUGAUGUAGUCCUCAAAUCACACGAUUGUCCCUAUAUUGUACAGUGUUUAGGAUGUUUUAUAACUGAAUCUGAUGUGUGGAUAUGUAUGGAACUUAUGGCUACUUGUCUUGAUAAACUAUUGAAAAAAUGUAGACAAGCAAUACCUGAAGAUUGUUUAGGCAAAAUUACUGUCGCAACAGUAAAAGCGUUGUCGUACCUGAAAGAGAAACACGGAGUGAUUCAUAGAGAUGUUAAACCUAGUAAUAUUUUACUCGAUGAACAGGGAGGAGUAAAACUUUGUGAUUUUGGUAUUUCUGGACGGUUAGUAGAUAGCAAAGCCAAGACUAGAAGUGCAGGAUGUGCAGCGUAUAUGGCGCCGGAGCGAAUAGAUCCUCCGGAUCCAACGAAACCAGAUUAUGAUAUAAGAGCAGAUGUGUGGAGUUUGGGAAUAACUUUGGUUGAAUUAGCCACUGGAGUUUUUCCCUAUCGAGACUGCAAGACUGAUUUUGAGGUUUUGAGCAGGGUAGUUCAAGAUGAUCCACCUGCUCUUCCUCCCGACGCACAUUUUUCAAAAGAAUUCAGAUCUUUUGUAGCUUGCUGCCUAACAAAAAACUAUAAGCAUCGGCCUAAAUAUCAUAAACUCAUGGAACAUCCAUUUAUAAAGAAAUACGACGUUCCAGAAGAUAAUACAAAUCCAUCGUUGCCUACCUCUGGCUGUCAGUGGCUUGGUAGAGUAAUCCAACAACUGGAGCCUAAUUUCAGAUUGAAAGAAGAACCACAACUUCAUCGAGGUACAGGUCAUGUGUCUCUUAAACAAACAGCUCAUUUACGAAAUAAUUCAGAGACUUCAAAUAUAAAGAAUAAUGCAACUAAAGAACAUCAGAAUCAGUCAAGUAUAUCAUCAAUAUAUCAACGAUUAAGCUCAGAGAAUGGAUUGGCUGCUUAUGUUCCUUAUAGUCCUUAUGCAUGGAGAAAAAAAGAUAUGAUGAGGCCUUUUUCACCUCCAACGAAUAGAUCAAGUGAUCAAGAUUCGAAUUAUUCAGUACGAUCUUAUUCACCCUACCGACAAUAUACUGACCAAAAUCGUUAUUCUAAUGGUCAGAAUUCUUAUAAAAAAGCAGAUGGCAAUUUAUCGGAGUCUAAACCUUAUGCUAGUCGAUUAGAGGAGCGAGAUGGUAGUACGGAUCGAUGGCAACAAAAUGCUCGGUCUUUGAGUCCAUUUUCUAGAGACUAUUCACCAUGGAGACGUGAAAAUGUUGAUCCACCGGGUGUCGUUCAACCCAUUAGUGAAACCACUAGGUAUUAUGUUCAACAAAGACUAGGACAAUAUCCUCCGCACCAAACACAUUCACCUUCACAAGAUAUUUAUGGAAGUCCUAUGAUUAGUCGUAAAAGGUUUCCUUCAGAACCUCCACCAUCAGUUGGUUCUCAUGGUCCUUCAAGUCCUCAAUUAUUGAUUUCUCGUUUUACUCAUCAAAUGAAACAGGAUUCUUUACCAAAAACAACCCAAGUAGAAACUAAUUCAAAGGAAUCAGCAAAAAAACGUUUUGCUUCUUAUGUUAGAUUAAGACUUGGUGGUGACCGUGCUUCUUCACCAGAACCACCUCCUCGAUAUAGUCGGGGAGAAUCACCUCUUGCUCUCAGGAAAAAUUUAAUUGAACAGCCGUCUCCAUCUUUUUCUCGGAGAUAUAUUUCACCUUCUCCACCUCAGCCGCCACCAAGGAGGCUUUCUGAAAGCAAUUCUGUACCUGGAAGUCCUCAAUACGUACGUGCACGACUUCAUUAUACGCCUGAACCUCAAAGAAGGCCUCCACUUCCAUAACCCACCGUUAUCGUUGCCUCAUCUUAAUUCUCUCAUUGGUGCCAUAAGAUAAUGAUAUGCAAGAGAUAUUUGCUGUUUGUCGUGCACUCUUAUGCCAUUCAGAAAAAUCAGCACAUGAUCCCUUGCUACUUAUUGAAAAAGCUCCUCCAUGUGUUUCGAGAGACUAAAAGUCAUUUCCACAUUCAAAAUUAACAUAAUAAAUUCUCGAAGAGAAAGUGAACUAAAUUCAAAUGAAUCGAAGAUAAUUUGAUUGUACUUUGCUGCUCAAAAAUCAAUCUAGAUUUAUAAAAAGCGAAAGAAAUGAUAUCUAUAAGCCUCUUGUAUUGUUGCAUAUUUAUAUUUUACGCAAUGACGACGCUCAACUUUUUAUAUCACUUGGAAAAGGAUCAAGUGAAAAGUAAGAGUUUGUGGAAAUCUUUUUUAACGAAUUCAAAUACAAAGAAAAAAACAAAAAGAAAAUGACUUGGCUUUAAAAAAUAAUUGUAAUUGUGUUUUAAUAUUCGCACUAUUUGUUUCUGGUGUGACUUUCGCUGUAAUUUUGAAUUUAUCUCACAACUAGUAAGAUUCAUGUUAAAUUUUUACAUUUCUUGGACUGAAUCUUUUUCUAUAUAUUCUAUGCGUAAUUGAAAAUCAACAAAAGUAUAAUCGGGGGAUUGUAUUGCAAUAUAUUCAAAUAUAAAAUUUUGUACAAGUAAAAAACAAUUAUAAUGGGUGAAAAUAUAAUCGCAUAUAAUUUGCGAAACAAGAAUUUUAAAGCACAAGCCCCUUAGGGCAUUAAAAAUAUAGUUAAUUAAAAGAAUUAUCAUGAAAAGAAUUAUUAUAAAUUGUAUAUUAUUUAAUUGAAAGAGCGUUGCGGAUGCAGAGCUAAAAAAUUGUAAUUAAUUUUAAUUAACGAUUCAUUGAUUGCAGUCAGAUUGCAUAUUCUUACAAACAACAUAAAAUAACUUAAAUACAACUUUUGUCAUGUGACGAAAAAAUCUGUUGCAAUGUAAAUAAACUUAUAUUUAUACGAAUCGGAUCUAGUGCUUGUUUUUCUUUAUUUAUA
Messenger RNA from Chelonus insularis, 3328 nucleotides. Its product is annotated as dual specificity mitogen-activated protein kinase kinase hemipterous-like. Gene Ontology annotation, molecular function: ATP binding; protein kinase activity. Gene Ontology annotation, biological process: protein phosphorylation. Lineage: Eukaryota; Metazoa; Arthropoda; Insecta; Hymenoptera; Braconidae. The record is from RefSeq and is a predicted model, not a curated record.